AUGCCGGUAUUUUUGGGCUAUGCCCCAUCAGAUGACCCAGCCGAUAAUUGUUGUAGCGUUUCGUUAUCACCGCGGUUGGGUAGCUUGGUGUAUUGCGAGGCGUCUUGUAGACUCGACCUAACGCCUUGUGCCUGCAUACACCACGAGCGUCCACCUGCAGGUGAAGGAUUGUACGGCAUCAAAUUAGUUGAACUAAAAGGAUAUGGUAAUAUGGGUACUUGCCAUUUAUCGAGAAAGAACACCAGUGGUGCUCGCUCGCUAAUCCAAAUCCUGCAAUGA
Messenger RNA from Aspergillus niger, 279 nucleotides. RefSeq lists its product as uncharacterized. NCBI's taxonomy places the organism in Eukaryota, Fungi, Ascomycota, Eurotiomycetes, Eurotiales, Aspergillaceae. The transcript is spliced from 5 exons. The record is from RefSeq and is a predicted model, not a curated record. Bases 1 to 279 code for a protein of 92 amino acids.